AUGCUUCCCAGGCGACGCAUAGGCGUCAAAGCGCUCACAUGGCAAAAGACCGGAAUACACCCCUCGCACCAAGUGCGUCUUCUGGCCACACAAAAGCCUUCGUUACCCAAAAGUGUCGAAAAUAACACUCGAGUAAACGCGAUCCUGAAAGUACAAAAUGCUGUCGCAAUGACUUCUUCCAAAUUGACAUUGGACAGCUUAACGACAGAUGACCAACGACGAGACUAUCUAUGGAGUAGAAAGGAGCAGAUAUCCAGGAUCCUCCCUGGAAGGGAGUGGAAGAAGGUCUUCGCUAUUGCUCGGAGGCUGUUCGAACACAAUUAUCUUAUACGACCGCCGGCGGACAAGGAAUUUAGGAAGAGAAUGCUAGAUAACUAUGGCGAGUUAUUAACCAAACUCGAACAAACUCCAGUAUGGUUAACAGGCGAAAUAAAAAUGCUCGAAGCCCGAGAUCUGGCAGAGAAUCAGGAUGCUGAAAAGGGAUUGGAUACGACAGAAUUAUCAAACGCAACGGAAUCGGUCGAUGAGGCUACGCCUGACUCUCUAUCAUCUGCUGAAGAGGUCUUGAAGGAUGGAAGUGCGAACACGAAAACUUCCGAUCAAGUUCUAGUGCUGCCUGAUGCGAACAUAUCCGAGAAGGCCUCGGGAGCAGACGCAGAAGACAUUUCACGCUAUCGCAAUUUGGUGAUAUCUCCGGAAUCAGAGCCUGUCAAAGCGACAGUAAACCCUACCAAGAAUACAGUCGAAAAACCAGUCUCAAAAUCUUUCUUGAAACCUGUCGUCGAAGAUUCCGUUGAAAUGUCUGCCGAACGUUUCCUAGAAAAAAAAGCAACGGAAUCCGCGAAAGAACAAGAGAAAGAGGCCCCUCCCAUCCAGAUAAUUUUCCCUGAGUAUAACAAGGUCAUUCGUAGUAGCGUUAGAGAAGAAGAGAUGACGGUGGAAAAGCUAAACCAGCUACAAGUGCCUGAAGAUAAAAUUUCGGGGGCGUUUGAAAUCCUCCAAAAACUGAGCCGAACACUUGUUACCGAGGGUGUUCGACCUGAUCUCAAGCCUGUACUAUACCCUAAUCAAGCCACACACGCCUUGCUUACGGAGGCCACGACGCUCUUAGAGGAGGCCUGCUUUGAAUUCGUUAAGAAGAGGGCACCCUCAGUGACCUCAUGGCCGACAUUCGAUUGCCCCGAAGCGCAAGAAUACAAGCGGUGGGUGGACUUAAUCAUCAAAUUAGGUAAAGAGCAUUCAAAAGAUGGUUUCAAGCUCCCACCUAAGUUUAUCGAAGGCACGAGUUACGGGGAUAUUAUUCGGAACUCCGCCGCCCAUAGGCUCCCAAUCCACGCCCCGAAGUUGAGAGAAUUACUCCGCCGCGCCCGACUGUGGAUGCAAUCCCUUGACGUCCCUGAAGUGCUACAGAAAUUUGAAAGGUUAGAACAGUCCGCAGCUGAAAUGCAAACCGAGCUUGAAGAUGAUCUAAGCCCUGUUGUUGAAGAAUUACGAGGCGUUUUAUCGAGAAUCAAGGGUCGAUGGGACAAAGUCAAACGUCUGGAAGAUAAAAUCCUUGAAAUACAAAAGUCCAUUCGCAUGGAGAAGUCUGGGAUUGAACUAGAGGAACAAAACAUCCAAGAUUCACUUCGAAAGGCUCAGGGUAUUCGGCAUGAGCGGGGACAAAAGUUCGAAAGACAGCGGUUCCAGGUUCAUGUGCAUGGGGCUCUGGUCGAAUCGAGCGAAUCUAAAGUGGAAGCAGAACAGCUUCCCGAGGAGUGGAGAGAGGAUGAAUUAAUCAUCGAUGAUUUACCGGUGGGGACAGAAACUAAUUCGCACGCCACUGAAAAAGGAAGUGGAGUACCUGGUACGGAGACACCGAAGAUUACGAGCAAAACGCUCUUCAAGCCCAAAGAAAAAACUAAAGCGGGACAAGCGCUUGGGGAAGCUGGCCGCACCAGUGAAAGUCAGCCAAAAUUGGAACGUGAUUACCAAGGCGGUCUCGUUUCUUUUGAGUCAGAUGCGCUUCCUGAUAUUGAAGAUGUCUCCCUGGUCAAUUCGAAGCGGUUAAAACAGAUAUCCGCAAACAAUAAAUCUAAAGGAAUGCCUGCAGAAGUUCUAGGAAAGGGCCCCUCGAAAGCAGAUGAUCAGAGUGUAAAAGAAGGGCCUCUGGGGGGAGAAGCCGGCCCUAAGAAGACAAUCUCUAGCGAAAAUGAUUUGAAGAAUCCAAAGGACGCUAAGAAGUUCGGCUUUGAAGGAUCGAAUCUAUCUCGGGAAUCAGAUAUAGAGUCGUCAAAGAACAGCCCGACUAAAUGGUAUAACCCCUUAUCGUGGUUCAAAUGA
Orbilia oligospora ATCC 24927 is the source of this 2322-nucleotide messenger RNA. RefSeq lists its product as uncharacterized. Lineage: Eukaryota; Fungi; Ascomycota; Orbiliomycetes; Orbiliales; Orbiliaceae. The coding region runs from base 1 to 2322 and encodes 773 amino acids. The record is from RefSeq and is a predicted model, not a curated record. The transcript has 2 exons.